UGACAGUGACGUCGCUUGUAUAAAGCUCCGCUGGGCUCCUCCGUACUGAUCCCAUUAUCGCCUCCAUCUAACUGGACAGCCAGCAUCGCAUUGUCUCCUAGAAACACAAACAGUUGAGUACAUUUGGGGAAGCCCACCCCCCGAGCGAGCGGCCACCAUGGGGGACGAUAGCGAGUGGAUGAAGCUCCCCAUCGACCAGAAAUGUGAACACAAGGUCUGGAAGGCCCGUUUGAACGGUUACGAAGAAGCUCUGAAGCUGUUCCAGAGGAUCGAGGACGAGAAAAGUCCAGAAUGGGGGAAAUACCUGGGACUUAUAAAGAAGUUUGUGACUGAGUCCAACGCUGUGGCUCAGCUCAAAGGCCUGGAGGCGGCACUGGCCUUCGUCGAGAAUGCACAUGUGGCCGGAAAGACAACGGGGGAGGUGGUGUCGGGUGUGGUGACCAAAGUGUUCAACCAGCCCAAAGCCCGGGCCAAGGAGUUGGGCGCCGACAUCUGCCUCAUGUACAUAGAGAUCGAGAAGGCCGAGGUGGUUCAGGACGAGCUGCUCAAAGGGCUGGACAACAAGAACCCCAAGAUAGUGGUGGCCUGCAUAGAGACGCUCCGGAGGGCGCUGAGUGAGUUUGGAUCAAAGAUAGUCACGUUGAAGCCGGUGGUGAAGGUUCUACCCAAACAGUUUGAGUCAAGAGAGAAGGCGGUCCGAGAUGAAGCCAAGCUGUUGGCCGUGGAGAUCUACAAGUGGAUCCGAGACGCCCUGAGGCCGCCGCUGCAGAACAUUAACUCAGUCCAGUUGAAGGAGCUGGAGGAGGAGUGGGUCAAGCUGCCCUCCGGUCCACCCAAACAGAGCCGGUUCCUACGAUCCCAACAGGACCUGAAGGCUAAGUUUGAACAGCAACAAGCCCAAGGAGGAGACCAGUCUGACGGAGAUGAGGAGGAGGGCGCGGCGCCAGCGGUGGAUCCAUAUGAGCUGUUGGAGGCCGUGGAGAUUCUGUCCAAGAUGCCCAAAGACUUCUACGAGAAGAUUGAAGCAAAGAAGUGGCAGGAGAGGAAAGAAGCUCUGGAGGCUUUAGAAGUUUUGACCAAGAACCCCAAAAUAGAAAACGGAGACUAUGGAGACCUGGUCCGAGCACUGAAGAAGGUGGUGGGAAAAGAUGCCAAUGUGAUGCUGGUGUCAUUAGCUGCUAAAUGUCUGGCUGGUUUGGCCACAGGACUGAGGAAGAAGUUUGGAACAUAUGCAGGACAUGUCGUUCCAACCAUUUUAGAGAAGUUUAAGGAGAAGAAGCCUCAGGUGGUCCAGGCUCUGCAGGAGGCCAUCGACGCCAUAUUCCUCACUACCACUCUGCAGAACCUGUCUGAGGACAUCCUGGCCGUGAUGGACAAUAAGAACCCGUCCAUUAAGCAGCAGGCAUCUCUGUUCCUGGCCCGGUCCUUCAAACACUGUACACAGUCUACACUGCCCAAGAGCGUCCUCAAACCCCUCUGUGCUGCCCUCAUCAAGCAAGUGAACGACUCGGCCCCAGAGGUCCGUGAUGCCGCCUUUGAGGCUUUAGGAACGGCCAUGAAAGUGGUGGGAGAGAAGGCAGUCAACCCUUUCCUGGCGGAUUUGGACAAACUGAAACUGGACAAGAUAAAGGAGUGCGCUGAUAAAGUAGAGCUAUCUGGUGGGAAGAAGGGAGGAGGAGGGGGCGGAGACAAGAAACCAGCAGCUAAAGCCCCUCCCCCCAGUGAAGCUCCACCCCGAACAUCUGCCCCUCCUAAGAAGGCCCCAUCUGCUGCUGCCAGCAAGCCGUCAGCAGGUCCUUCAAAGAAAGGCAAACCGGCCUCUGCAGCAGGAGGGAAGGCCAAGAAGGCAUCUGACAGCAAAGAGGUCGCAGAGAGUGAACUGUCGCCUGAGGUGUGCGAGGACUUGGCGGCAGGCGUCCUUCCUGCUUCCUGUCUGCAACAGUUGGACUCGGCCAACUGGAAGGAGAGACUGGCCAGUAUGGAGGAGUUCCAGAAGGCUGUGGAAACCAUGGAUCAGACUCAAAUGCCCUGUCAGGCCUUAGUCCGGAUGUUGGCCAAGAAACCCGGCUGGAAGGAAACCAACUUCCAGGUGAUGCAGAUGAAGCUGCACAUCGUGGCUCUCGUCGCUCAGAGAGGUCAGUUCUCUAAGACUUCGGCGUCGGUGGUUCUGGACGGUCUGGUCGACAAAGUGGGAGAUGUGAAAUGUGGUGGAAACGCUAAAGCAGCUCUGACUGCCAUCGGAGAGGCCUGUUCUCUGCCGUGGACUGCAGAACAGGUGGUGUCAAUGGCAUUCGCUCAGAAGAACCCAAAGAACCAGGCGGAGACUCUGAACUGGCUCUCCAACGCCAUGAAGGAGUUUGGAUUCACCGGUAUCAAUGUGAAAGCUUUCAUCAAUAAUGUGAAGACGGCACUGGCGGCCACUAACCCCGCUGUGAGGACGGCGGCCAUCACCUUAUUGGGCGUCAUGUUCCUGUACAUGGGAGCUCCUCUCAGGAUGUUCUUCGAGGAUGAGAAGCCCGCUCUGCUCGCACAGAUCGACGCUGAAUUCGAGAAGAUGCAGGGUCAGUCGCCUCCAGCUCCGUCCAGGUUCACCAAGAAGGCGGCGGCGGCAGCUGACGACGGAGACGAAGGUGAAGAACAGGAGGAAGACGCAGGAGGACAGGACAUCAUGGACCUGCUGCCCAGGACAGACAUCAGUGACAAGAUCACAUCGGACCUGGUGUCGAAGAUCGGAGACAAGAACUGGAAGAUCCGGAAGGAGGGUCUGGAUGAGGUGGCGUCCAUCAUCUCAGAGGCCAAGUUCAUCACCGCCAACGUGGGCGAGCUGCCCAUGGCCCUGAAAGGACGACUGAGCGACUCCAACAAGAUCCUGGUCCAACAGACCCUGAGCAUCCUGCAACAGUUGGCCACAGCCAUGGGACCUGGACUGAAGCAGCACGUCAAAGCUCUGGGCAUCCCUGUCAUCACUGUCCUGGGAGACAGUAAGCCCAACGUCCGGGCGGCGGCCUUGACCACGCUACAGGCCUGGGUGGAGCAGACGGGGAUGAAGGAGUGGUUGGAGGGGGAGGAUCUGUCUGAGGAGUUGAAGAGGGAAAACCCCUUCCUACGACAGGAGGUCUUGGGCUGGUUGUCAGAGAAGCUGCCCACGCUGAGGACUGUCCCUGGGGACCUGAUGCUGUGUGUCCCCCAGCUCUACACCUGCUUGGAGGACAGGAACGGAGACGUGAGGAAGAAAGCUCAGGAUGUCCUGCCCACCUUCAUGAUGCACCUGGGUUACGACAAAAUGAGCAAAGCCACGGGGAAACUCAAGCCGGCGUCCAAGGAUCAGGUGAUGUCCAUGUUGGAAAAGGCCAGAGCGGUAAUGCCCGCCAAACCUGCUGCCCCCGCUAAAGCCGGAGGAGGGAAGGAGUCAGGCCGAGCAGCCUCAGCGUCCAGGUCUCAAGCAGCCAACGACGACUCAGUCGACGGUAAAGCUGAGACUAAAAAGGUCCGAGGUGGAGGAGCUGCUGCUAAGAAGCUCCCCUCCCCUCCUGAAGACGCUGACCCCUCCCCUCCUCCUCCUGCCCCUCCUCCUUCCAAGGACAAGGACAGUAAUGCUAGUAAAAAGCCUCCCGCCAAAGGGAAGGCAGCCUCUGGAGGUCAACAGGGUCCUGCUGGGAAGAAGCCUGCAGCCAAGGGUUUGAAGGAUGAUGAGGAUAAGUCUGGGCCCAUCUUCAUCCUCAUUCCCAACGCCAAGGAGCAGAGAAUCAAAGAGGAGAAACAGCUGAAGAUCCUGAAGUGGAACUUCAUCACUCCUCGUGAUGAGUACGUGGAGCAGCUGAAGACCCAGAUGUCCACGUGUUUUGCGAAGUGGCUGACGGAUGAGCUCUUCCACUUCGACUUCCAGAGACACGUCAAGGCCAUCGGCGUCAUGAUGGAGAGGCUGGAGAGCGAGAGCGAAGCCACCAUCAGCUGUUUAGACCUUAUCCUGAAGUGGUUCACCCUGCGCUUCUUCGACACCAACACCACCGUCCUGAUGAAGGUGCUGGAGUACCUGAAGCUGCUGUUCAGUAUGUUGAACAGGGAGGACUACCACCUGACCGAGUACGAGGCCACCUCCUUCGUACCCUACCUCAUACUGAAGGUCGGCGAGUCCAAGGACGUGGUCCGGAAGGACGUGAGGGCCAUCCUGACCAUGCUCUGUAAGGUCUACCCGGCCUCCAAGGUCUUCCCCUUCCUCAUGGAGGGAACCAAGUCCAAGAACUCCAAACAGAGAGCUGAGUGUCUGGAGGAGUUGGGCUGUUUGAUCGAGGGUUAUGGCAUGAAUGUCUGCCAACCGACUCCGGCCAAGUCUCUCAAGGACAUUGCGGUCCACAUCGGAGACAGGGACACGUCGGUUCGGAACGCUGCCCUCAACACCGUGGUGGCCGUCUACAACGUCUGCGGGGACCAGGUCUACAAACUGAUAGGAAAUCUGUCAGAGAAGGACAUGAGCAUGUUGGAGGAGAGGAUCAAGCGCUCCGCCAAGAAGACGCCUGCAGCUCCAGCCAAACAGAGUGCUCCGGAGAGGACGCAGAAGGAGCAUCCGACCAAUCCCAACGCCACCUUCCUCCGCAAGCCCGCCCAGGAGGACCCUAACAAACUAAAAAUAAUGUAUCGCACGUAUAGGAUCGCUGCCCGUCAGAACGCCCACCAUGGCGAGUCGUCCCACCCCUCCAUCCCCAAACAGUUCCAGUUGGACCUGGACAUGAUCGAGAGGGACCACGGCCGAGUGUCGGAGCUGCCGGACCUGGUCCAGCACCAACUGGAUGAACUGCUGGAGCCCAUCACCAUCCCUGAACCCAAGAUGCGUUCAGUGUCCCCACACUUCGACGACCUCCACAACAGCACUGCGUCCACCAUCAACUUCGUCAUCUCUCAGGUGGCGAGUGGAGACAUUAACACCAGCAUUCAGGCUCUGGCACAGAUCGAUGAGGUUCUGCGACAGGAGGACAAGGCGGAGGUGAUGUCGGGUCACAUAGACCAGUUCCUCAUUGCCACCUUCAUGCAGCUGAGACUCAUCUAUAACACACACAUGGCCGACGAGAGGCUGGACAAGAAGGACAUCUUCAAACUGUACAGCUGCAUCAUCGGGAACAUGCUGUCGUUGUUCUCCAUGGAGUCUCUGGCCCGGGACGCGUCCAUGGGCGUCCUGAAGGACAUGAUGCAUGGCCUCAUCACGCUGAUGUUGGACGGGAGGGUGGAGGACAUCGAGGACGGACAGCAGCUCAUCAGAUCCGUCAACCUGCUGGUUGUCAGAGUCCUGGAGAAGUCGGACCAGACCAACAUCAUCAGUGCUCUGCUGGUUUUGCUUCAGGACAGUUUAGUGACGACGGCCGGAUCUCCCAUGUUCUCUGAACUGGUCAUGAAGUGUCUGUGGAGGAUGAUUCGCUUCCUUCCGGAGACCAUCAACACCAUCAACCUGGACCGAAUCUUACUGGACGUCCACAACUUUAUGAAGGUUUUCCCCAAAGAGAAGCUGAAGCAGCUGAAGAGCGACGUCCCCCAUCGGACCCUGAAGACGCUGCUACACACACUCUGCAAGUUGACCGGCGCCAAGAUCCUGGACCACCUGUCCAUGAUCGAGAACCGCAACGAGUCUGAGCUGGAGGCCUAUCUGAGACGGACCGUCAAACACUCUGGAAACCUGUCAGGAGUGAAGAGUGACCGCGGCAACGAGAAGACCGGCCUGCACCCGGACGAUCGGAUGUCGAAGGCCAAGGUCAGCGACAUCCUGUCCGAGAUCUUCAAGAAGAUCGGAUCCAAGGAGAACACUAAAGAGGGGCUGACGGAGCUGUACGAGUACAAACAGAAGUACUCGGACGCCGACGUGGAACCGUUCCUCAAGAACACGUCCCAGUUCUUCCAGAGCUACGUGGAACGAGGCCUUCGCAUGAUCGAGUCCGAGAGGGAGGGAAAGACCCGCAUCCAGACCUCGGCAGUGAUCCCUCAGCACAGCCUGGACUCUGGUUUGAGCAGCAACAACGAAGAACUGAAACCAGCUGUUUACUACGAGAGACUGAAGAUCCUCCGGCAGAGACAAGGCCUGGAAAACACCACCAGAGUGAGGGGCAGUGGCGGUGACGGCGAGCCCCAGCAGCGCCCACCCAUCUCGUCCCUGCUGUCGUCUAAGCCGUCAGUGGCGUCGUCCACGGACAUGCUCCAGAGUAAGCUGUCGCAGCUCAAAGAAUCGCGGGAGUUGUACCGGCAGGAGCACAACUCGCACUCGCCCACCCACGGCCGCUCGGCCUCGCCCGCCGCCAACCUGGACGACCUGAAGAAACGCCUGGAGAGGAUUAAGAGCAAGCAGCAGUAGGACCGCCCCUGACCCCGCCCCCUCAACCCCAACCUCCGCCUCAUGUCAUCCUGCACAGCCUCAAAUGUCCGUCUCUGUAUUCACGUUUCAGAUUAAAUGUACAAAACAGAAGCACUCGGAGCCGACCAAUCAGGCGGCGGACAUUAUCCAAUCAGAGCCUGACUCCACCCACUGUGCCUGUACGCUAGUAGAAAUCAAACGCACCCCGAACACAUCGUAGACGAGGCUGCGACUGGGAGAGGAUGUGGGAGUGGCCUGUACAGUUCUAUCCAGUUCUCUCUAGAGCCAUCGUGUUCCCAGUCUGAAAGCGUCAUGGAAACGGUGGCCCCGCCCCCCAUCUCUGAGCAUUACGGCACAAAAACCCUCUAGAUAUUUACAACCACUUUAACCAGAAAACGUCCAGUCGAGCUGCCGUCAGACGAAUACACCUGUACGACGCUCAUUUCCUGCCAAAAUCUAAAAAAUAAAGUUUUUCAAAUGUGUGAGUUCACGUCAGUGCAGGUUAGUUUAUGAAGACGAAACAAGUAAUCCAUUAAAUGUCAUGUUUAAGGAAAGAGAAUAAAACAUAAUUCAGAAAUAACGAAGUUCAUGUUUGUUAACAUUUAAAUCAAAGUUAAAAACUAACAAAAAACUACAAA
Sphaeramia orbicularis (orbiculate cardinalfish) is the source of this 6972-nucleotide messenger RNA. It is a transcript of the gene ckap5, whose product is annotated as cytoskeleton associated protein 5. Gene Ontology annotation, biological process: spindle organization; establishment or maintenance of microtubule cytoskeleton polarity; microtubule polymerization. The coding region runs from base 158 to 6334 and encodes 2058 amino acids. The record is from RefSeq and is a predicted model, not a curated record. Gene Ontology annotation, molecular function: microtubule plus end polymerase activity; microtubule plus-end binding. The transcript is spliced from 45 exons. Lineage: Eukaryota; Metazoa; Chordata; Actinopteri; Kurtiformes; Apogonidae.